UUCUGUUAAUAAUGCAAUACUUUUGCAUAUUUAAUUUGACAUUGGCAUGACCCAAUUUUAUAGAAAUGAUAUGCUUUUUUUCUCUGUUUGCAAUUUACUUUUCGCUAUGAAACAUUUCCUGGUUAUUAUCGCAUGGAAUUUGUUCUUUUUUUCUAUUGCAAACGAAACAAAAUAUUGCCAUGAGAUUUUGGAAGAUAAACAUGUGAAAAGAAUCAGUUGGUCAUAUUUAAAACAGUGUCUUACAAUAAUCAAUGGAGAGGACAUUUCAAAGGAUAUUGGAGAAAAUAUAUGGCGUUUAAUGAAAAUUGCUUUCGAUUCCUUUGACAAUAUACCAGCCGAAUCUUACAAAUAUAUGGGUUAUUCCUUAACGUUUAUACCUAUCAAGGAAUUGCGUAAUAUAAGCAUGGAAAAUGUUGAUGUAAUAGAGGCAUUUGGUGCUAUACGUUCUUCGCUUAAUAAACAACAUCAAGAUGGUUUUGAUGCAGAACAAUUGAAUAUUCUGGCACUAAAAGUACGUGAAGAAUGGCUGGGGAAAAAUCCCUUUACCUAUUCGGAAUAUGAUCUCAAGUCUAUGGGAGAAAUUUUAUGUUAUUUAAAUGCAACCGAUAUUGAAAAUAUACACCCUGAUGCAUUUAAGGAAGCAGCUGAAUGGAUUGGAAUGAUAGAAAAGUGCCCCCAGGAUCGUUUACAGGCCCUAGCAAAUCUUGCUAAAAGAUCUGAAGCAUUUGGCGAACCCCAGAAAUGGUCAAAAAUAGAUGUCAGUAUCAUAGGUAAUAUUUUAAAUGGUUUAACUGCUUCAGAAAUCAAUUCAAUAGCUCCAGACAAACUACAAUUGAAUAUAUUUUAUAAAACAUCAAAUACAAAGCAACCAUCUACAAACAAAACUCGUAAGGAUAGAAAACCUCUUACGCCAAUCGAUAAUUCUACACAAUUAUUUGAAACACAUACAAAUAAAACACUAUAG
This is a messenger RNA of Lucilia cuprina (Australian sheep blowfly), 964 nucleotides long. RefSeq lists its product as uncharacterized. Bases 47 to 964 code for a protein of 305 amino acids. Gene Ontology annotation, cellular component: cell surface. The record is from RefSeq and is a predicted model, not a curated record. NCBI's taxonomy places the organism in Eukaryota, Metazoa, Arthropoda, Insecta, Diptera, Calliphoridae. The transcript has 4 exons. Gene Ontology annotation, biological process: cell-matrix adhesion.